AUGGCCGCAAAGACGUCAAAGGUGGAGCGAACAACCAUCGCGGGGUCAAUCGAGAUACCCCGCAUCCUCAACGGCCUCUGGCAGCUCGCCGGCGGCCACGACCAGGACGUCGACGUCGCGGCCGCCGCAAAGGCGAUGAAGCCGCUCAUCGACGCCGGGCUGGACGCCUUCGACAUGGCAGACCACUACGGCCCCGCCGAGCUCGUCCUUGGGGAGCACGCCCGCACCGCCGACCGCCCCGUCACGGCGUUUACAAAAUGGUGUCCGCCCGAGACCGGAGAUAAGUCCUUCGCAACCGCCGAGGCGGCCGUCGACCUCGCGCUGGCGCGGAUGGGCGCGGCGCAGAUCGCGCUGAUGCAGUACCACGUGUGGGACUACACGGACGACACGUACCUGGUCAACCUGGCGCACCUGCGGACGCUGCAGGCGCGGGGGAAGAUUGCGCAUGUCGGGCUGACGAACGUGGAUACCGCGCAUCUGGAGAUGUUGCUGGAUUCAGGGUAUGAGGUUGUCUCGAACCAGGUGUCGGUGUCGGUGGUUGAUUUGAGAGUUGUGAAGGGGAGGAUGGGCCGGGUGUGUGAGGAGCGAGGGGUGGGUUUGCUUGCGUAUGGGACGCUGCUGGGCGGGUUCUUGGGGGAGAGGUGGGUUGGCGUGGAGGAGCCGAAGGAGGAGGGGUUGAAUUGGAGUUUGAGGAAGUAUUUGCGGUUUAUUCAGGUUGCUGGUGGAUGGGAGGCUUUUCAAGGGGUCCUUGGGGCGGUAGCUGGUGUCGCGAAGAAGCAUGGUGUUUCGGUUGCUGCUGUUGCGAUGAGGUGGGUGUUGGAUGUUCCGGCUGUGAAGGCUGUCAUCAUCGGGGCGAGGCUGUCUGAGCAGAGCUGGGAGUAUGCCCAGAAGAACGUCGAGGCGUUCGGGUUCAAACUUGAUGAGGAGGAUCGGGCUGCGAUUGCAAAGGCGCAGGAGGGUUUGAAGGAUAUACCGGGCGACUGCGGGGACGAAUACCGACGGCCGCCGUUCAUGACAGCUUCUGGAGACCUGAGUGACCACAUCAAGGAGAGCAAUGAGAUGCAAAAGGUGGAGGAGGCCAUCGCCAUGGGGAAGAGGGUGGAGUUUCACUCGGGGAGCAAGUGGGAGCCGAUCUGUGGCUACUCUCGCGCGGUGAGGUUUGGAAAUGUCAUUAGGGUGUCGGGCACGACGGCGAAUCCACCGCAAGAGCUGCAAGGCCAGCUUGGUGUAGUUGGAGGAAAGUCUGCAAAGUCGCAGGCUGUUGCGGCGCUUGAUAUCAUUGAGAGGGCCGUGAGACGACUUGGGGGGAGCAUGGCGGAUGUGGUGCGGACGAGGGUGAUGCUUCAGCGGGAGGAAGACGUUGAGGGUGUUUCGGCGGCACAUGGAUGGGUUUUCAACUGUCGAGGGGUCUGGCCUGCGAACACAACAACUACGGCUGGGCUGAUUGGAGACGAGGUUCUGGUUGAGAUUGAGGCCGAGGCGGUCGUUGGGAGUGGAAAGUCUGUCGUGGCCAUUUCAUGA
Colletotrichum siamense is the source of this 1521-nucleotide messenger RNA. RefSeq lists its product as uncharacterized. The transcript is spliced from 2 exons. The record is from RefSeq and is a predicted model, not a curated record. Lineage: Eukaryota; Fungi; Ascomycota; Sordariomycetes; Glomerellales; Glomerellaceae. Bases 1 to 1521 code for a protein of 506 amino acids.